Messenger RNA from Oryzias latipes (Japanese medaka), 2282 nucleotides. RefSeq names its product arrestin domain containing 3b (gene arrdc3b). The record is from RefSeq and is a predicted model, not a curated record. Gene Ontology annotation, cellular component: cytoplasm. NCBI's taxonomy places the organism in Eukaryota, Metazoa, Chordata, Actinopteri, Beloniformes, Adrianichthyidae. Gene Ontology annotation, biological process: protein transport.
CAUCUUCAGGAUGACUGUUGGAGGCUGAGCCUGCGCUCCGGCGCGCACAUGCUCAGUGGCUCACAGAGGCUUUAAAGCGCGGCGGCUGCGGGCGGAGGCAAGCAGAGACGCAGAGCAGAGCGCAGAGCAGGAGCGCCAAGCCGGAGCGCAGAGCGGGAGGAGCAGCCAGCGCAGCAGAGGAGGAGAGCGGAGGCAGGAGCCCGGGAGAGAGCAGCCAGAUGAGCCAGUGACGCGCGCAGACCCGGCUCUGCUGGGCGCCGCACUCGCUUCCCCUCCGUCGGUUCUUCUCUCCAUCCUUCCUGCGCCAUGGUUCUCUGCAAAGUCCGGACCCUGGCGGUUUACUUUGACAGCCUGAACGAGAACAACCUGCCGGUGUUCUCCGGGGGGGACCUGGUGUCCGGCAGGGUGGUGGUGGAGGUCACCGGGGACGUGCGCGUGCAGAGACUCAACAUAACCGCGCGAGGAGUUGCCAAAGUCCGGUGGACGGAGUCCCGGAACGCGGGAGCGAACACGGCGUACACGCAGAACUACACGGAGGAGGUGGAAUACCUGCGGCACUACGACACCCUGAUCGGAGAGGACAGAGAUGAGGACACUCCAGAAGAAGGCGCGACGGUUCUGCACACGGGCCUGCACGAGUUUGCCUUCAGCUUCAACCUGCCGCAGAUGGCUCUGGCCACUUCCUUCGAGGGGAAGCACGGCAGCGUGCGGUACUGGGUGAAAGCCGAGCUGCACCGACCCUGGAUGAUGCCCGUCAAAGCCAAGAAAGAGUUCAUUGUGUUUGAACACAUCGACAUCAACACGCCGCUGCUGCUGGCCCCCCAGGCCGGCACAAAGGAGAAGACCCUGUGCUGCUGGUUCUGCGCCUCGGGUCCCAUCUCCCUCAGUGCCAAAAUCGAGAGGAAGGGCUACACUCCAGGCGAGUCCAUUCAGAUCUUUGCUGAGGUGGAGAACUGCUCGUCUCGGGUGGUGGUGCCCAAAGCCGCGCUGUACCAGACCCAGACUUUCUUCGCCAAGGGCAAGGGCAAGCAGAUUCAGCAGCUCGUGUCCAACCUGCGAGGAGACCCUCUGCAGCAGGGCAAGAGCCAGAGUUGGGAGGGCAAACUGCUGAAGAUACCCCCAGUGUCGCCCUCCAUCCUGGACUGCCCCAUCAUCAGAGUGGAGUAUGCCCUCGUGGUGUACGUGGACAUUCCUGGGGGGUUGAAUCUGUCCCUGUCGUUGCCGUUGGUGAUCGGGACCAUCCCCCUCCACGCCUGCGCCUCCCGAACCUCCAGCAUCAGCAGUAACUGCGGCUCCGUUGGCUGGCUGGGGUUACCGGAGAGACCAGAAGCUCCACCGAGCUACAGCGACCUGGCGAUAUCAGAGGAGCACAGGCGGGACUGUCUGCAGGGCUGUGAUAGGCCCGAGGGGGGCGGCGAGGACCAGACUCUGCUGACGUACAUCACAGAGUUCAGAUAUCUGCCCCCACCACUCUACUCUGAGGUGGACCCGUACCCCGACUCCAUGGAAGCUGCAGACGUCUGCAGAUCCGACGUGUGUCCAUCCCGCUGAGAGGAGCUCGGGUCACGUAGACCCAUGUACAGACCAGACGAAUGAAUGUCGCUCGCCGACCCGGGACCACGCUGAGACACGGGGGACUUGAUGGUUCCAGAAGACGCCGGAUCCACCAAAUCCCGAGCUCACGGACAACUGUGGCGGUGAACUGAGACGCCUCCAUUGGGCAUUGGAGUUGUCAUCCUCUGAAUGGCACAUUAGGACCGACGAAAGCCAUCUUCAGAUAGUUUGACUUGGACCUGAAGGUGGCGCUGUCCCCCACAGGACUUUUGGGGGUGGGGGUCUUUCCGUGCACAAAGCUGGAAGAAAGGCUUUGGCGGAUUCAUCUCUGAAGAACCGCGACCGAUGGCUUCAGGCCAAAGCUGACUGUGUGUUUUUGUGUGCGUGGGUUCGAAUGAGCAGCUGCAGACGCGCAACGCACAAUUUUACCAAGCUAACACGCCUGCAAAUGGCCUGCUCUCCGUGUCGCUGCAGACACGUCAUGCGGCUGUGCGCUCGCAAAAACCACAGCAACUACCUAAAUGUUUACAGAGAAAUAUCUUCAGAAUGUUCAAACACAACUUCUUCCACCUAAAAAUUCAAGUUAAAGUGCAAUAUAUUUUUAUAAUAACUGAUUUUUUGCACUAGUUUUUCAUAUAAUCUGUGCUGUUUAUUCCUUUUCUGUGCAUUAUUCUAUGUAACUGUUAUGGAUCAACUUUUGAUAAAAUAAAGUUUAUUUUAUAAAAUAA